AUGCGAAUAUCGUCGUGUUUGAUUAACAGAUUAAUACAUAACUACGGACAACUAUCUUUUAUCUCUGUUCACGGAAUGGCAACUAUCGCUCGUUCGAAGUCAGCGACGCAUUCCUUGUCGACACCGCUAAUCGACCUAGACUCUCACAUCCCAUCUCCCUUUCCUCGAAACCAACUUGCCCGUGAUACAGUGCCUACGCCAUCAGCGGUGGUAGAAGACGUUUUCGCCGACUCGCAGUAUGAGGCUGGUCCGUCAACGUCUGCAUUAGACGGAUCUACAUCUGAAGCUUCCGGUACUGUUGCUCUCAAGGAACUCAUGCCCUCCAUCGUUUAUGUCCAAAAGUCCUGCCUCAUGACCCUGAACAACCUUCUCUCGGAACCCAUUCGUUGGAAUCCUAUCGUCCCAGACCGUCGCCACUCGAUGCCCUCUUCUAUCCAACCUUCAACCGCCGCUGCGGAGGAUUCAUCAUCCACGUCUGCUCUACAAACUCUUGUAAAGAACCUUCGCAAUCACCAGGCGAGUGGGGAAAUGGUUGAAGCACGCGAAGAGAGUACGGAUGCCGAGCUAUUGCGAGAGCUGUCUACACGCAUUGGUGUGAUAGCCCGCUCGCUGUCCGAGGCCGAUGCUGCGCUAGCGAAGGCCCUUGUCUCGCUUUUGACGGAUCUAAAUCGUCUUUCGGAGCUCCAAGCCAAUAUCACGCAUCUCCCCGCCCACCUUGUCUCCGAAGAGACAUCCAGCAUUCUGGAAGCCCCGCCUCCAAUCGACGUGUUCGACAGAUUGACACGCCAGCUCAGUGACCUGCAGAUUGAACGUCUCUCAUCGCAGGCACAGGUACUGGUACCCGGCGCCUCGCCCUUAUUUGCAGUCGAGACUGCCCUUCUUUGGUCUCGCAUUGAUGCAGACCUAGAAAAAGUCGUCGCGAUGUGCAAACAUCGAACAGAUUCUUUUAUCGAUAAUCUCCCGCCGCAGUACGACCCCGCAGACUACGAAGACGAUGACGGUGAUCUCCAGCCGCCAGAAUACGACCAGAUGGGGCGGCCAUCUUUUGAUGACUCUAAAUACAAGGCUGGCUUUUUUCAACAACAGCAACAAGGAUCGCGCCAGACUGAUGAAAAGAUGAAGAUGGACCUUGAGGCCGUAACAAUGGCCAUCGACCGACUAUAUCUUGUUGCACCCCAGUUGCAUAACCAACGUGUUGAGCUCAAAUCGUCGAAGCUGGCCGAGAUGGAGAAGGCAAGGCGAGAAGUUACGACAAAGAGCAAAGGGAAGGAGCGCGAUGCGAAAGAGCUAGAGAACAUUUUGAACCUGCUGGGAAGGGCUUCGGAGAGGACGCUCAAAGACCAGUCAGUCAUCUUGGAUGGCGGGAUGAAGAGCAGGUUGGAAAGGUCGAGGCAGAAGGAGUCGGCGAAGAGAGACGCUUUCGUGGAACAACUAGUACAGCAUUCACGAGCAGGACGGAUGCAUGGUCAAGACGCUGUCCUGCAGCCUUCGACCCCAAGACUCAAGGACUCGGACAGAAUCAGAGAUCCAGAAGCUAUGCUAACGCUACCCGAGUUUAUGCGGGAACCCUUGCCAGCUUCCGAGCGCCAAAAGGACUCGGAGGCGAUGUUGACGCUCCCUGAAUUCGUCAACGAGCCUCUACCCCUUCAAUUCAGUCUGCUGGACACAGACCCAGCACAGGAAGGGCCAGAUGGGAAGCCGAGGAAGAAACGGAGUCGAAGCUUGUCUGCGCCUCCGCUGGCCUGGUUGAGGUCGUCCUCGCGAUCGUCCAACAGUUCCUCAGGCUCGAGUAGCUCAAGUUCGAAGGGCAAAGCGAAAGCGAUUGGCCAUGCCUUCGACGUCACCUAUGUCGCCGAGAAUCAUGAGAAUCUGCACCACAUCCUCGUUUUCUUCACGGUCACUGGAGCGAAGGCUGGAGCAGAGCUGCAGGCCGAAAUCAUACCCUCCUUCCUCAAUCACCCCUCUGACGGCGGCGACCACCUCGUCAUUAAGUCCGGGCCUUAUUCAUCCUUGCCGCUGAUGCUGCCCGCCCAUACCACGCCAGGCAAGAAGGAAGUGCGCUCACAAGGCGGACACCACGAGAUCAAGCUCCUCACCCAACCAUCAACAUCCCCCACGGGCUCUACCUUCUCCGGCGAGCACCAUAUCACGGCCUCCUCACAGCUCCUCGACGCUACUCAACUGCUGUCCAUGAACCCUACAUCUUUCCUGUGCGCAUCGUGCUCACUACCACUCAUCCAAUCGAACAGGGUGGGUGAGUAUCGCGAUCUGCCGUCGGAGCACUGGGAAGAACUCGUCGAGGCGUGGAUGUGCCACAGCAAUCAGAAACUACACGAGCAUGUGCAAAAGCACGGCAAGAGUGGCUUUUGGCCCAGUCCGGGGCAGGCGCUGGUUGGUGGGAGCUACAUCUUGUUUGAUGAGUCGACGAUGAAUCGAGGCAACUUACAUCUGGCUCCUGAUUCGAAACAUGACGACAAUUGGCACCUUACCCGAUGUCUAUGUGGGGCAGUCGUUGGCCGGUGUCAGGAACGUGCUUCUGAGCAAGGCAAGACAACUGUGUAUCGUGUACUGAAGUACGCUGUACGGCCAGUUAGCGUGACUUCAGAACCAUUCCGAGUGCCACUUUCUGCUUUCAUCGUAGAGGAUAUGGCAGAAUUUGUGCAAGCUCAUGCGUCAUAUCGCUUCGUGAUCCAUGACGAGGAAGAAGACAAGCCGCGAAUACUGAUUUGGUUGUUCAAACCCCGAAUCCGUUUGGCCUACACGACGCCUGGUACUCGUGGAAUUCCCAAGAGUGCUAACAUCCUGGCAGCCAAAGUCCUUUACAAGCUCCUAGGCCCAACUGAAACCACCACGGGUAUCAAAAGGCAAUAUCCUCUCUCUAUUCUUUCGUUGAAGGUCACUUAA
This is a messenger RNA of Cyclocybe aegerita, 2904 nucleotides long. NCBI's taxonomy places the organism in Eukaryota, Fungi, Basidiomycota, Agaricomycetes, Agaricales, Hemipholiotaceae. The record is from the annotation of a GenBank genome assembly.